Labeo rohita (rohu) is the source of this 3661-nucleotide messenger RNA. It is a transcript of the gene meioc, whose product is annotated as minamoto. Gene Ontology annotation, biological process: male meiosis I; mRNA stabilization; female meiosis I. The record is from RefSeq and is a predicted model, not a curated record. Gene Ontology annotation, cellular component: cytoplasm; nucleus. Lineage: Eukaryota; Metazoa; Chordata; Actinopteri; Cypriniformes; Cyprinidae.
CGGGCGAGGCGGCGGGUAGUGUCCGAUAAAUUUAUGUGAAAGACAUUGGUCGUCUUUAACUUAUUUUCACAGUAAAUCAUUUGCUUAAUUAGAACAAUCGUGAACCAUAAAUUUCUAAUUUAUAUCACAAAUAAUUUAUAGAGCGAGGCCCUCUGCCAGCAAAGUUCAUUGCCAAUGGAGGUUAAUAAUGCAGCGAAAAGCAAAAUCAAUGUGGAUACAAAUGGAGCAAGAGCAGUCUUCGAUCGAUUUCAUAAUCCAGGAACAGACUCCUACUUUUCCACUAACCUUAACAAGCCUCAGAAUAGCUUCAAAGACAGCGGAUUCUUGUCAUACAACCCAUUCUCGGACUGCCCGGUGCAAGACUGUGCACCACUGCCUUACACAGUUUGGCCAACUCAGGAAGAUGACUGUAAAUCAGGGAACUGGCCUCAAGUCGUACCUAAUAACAGAAAUCUGGUAGAUGCCUAUAAUUGUGGGAGUGAGGCUGAUCUUUAUGGAUUAGUGUCAGACAUAUUAGACGAACCAGAUUCAAUGGACCCAUACUCCUCGUAUGUCUCAGAGAAUAGGCUAUCAACUAGUCUGAAAGGUGUCUGGUCUCCAAAGUUAACAAGAGAAGACAGGAUGCAAUACUUCAGUAAUGAGGUACAGAUGCCGCCCAUUUCCGGAUUCCCAUCAAACCAGAAUUGUCCUAAACCAGCCAGCAAUAUUUCUUCUCAGCCUGCAGGUAGAGAAUCUGAUCAGUGGGCUGAACUUCAGAAUUGUAAUGGUUUUGAAUCUUUUGCACUUCCCUGCAAUUUCCCCACCUGUAAUGGAGAGGUUGACACAUAUUCUCCUCAAGAUCUUCCUGCCCCCCCAGGCCUGAACACACCCCCAGCGUUCAGCUCUACCCUCUACCAGACCAGGGCUGGUAAACCUGAAUAUAUUACACCUGAGAAGGAUGAAGGAUACCGCAGCACCACUAACUGCCUGUCUGGUUAUAUAAACACAGUCAACAACUCCUUUUGCCCUCCGCAAACAAUGGAUGACUCCUAUUUCAGUUCAUCUCAUGAAUUUUCAUAUGUGAGCAAAGAUAAACUGAAAAACACCCAAUCGUUCUCCAUGCAGGAUGUCAGUAAACUGGCCUUUCUCUUGGCAGAGCAGGAUAUGAACUAUUGCAGAGAUUCUACCCAGAAUGGACUUGUAGCACAGAGGAAUCUUGAGGAAAUCAUGGCAGAGCAGAAGAGUCAUCCUUUUCAAAGAAUGUCAGAGUUUAUUACUCAAACGCAAAAUUUUAGGAGAGAGCCACCACGCACCCAAAGCGGAGCUAAAGUAGUGGAUAAAAAACAAAGUCAUUAUACUACGAAUGAGUUUUCAAGCUUUGGGCCACCAAAACCUUUUACUCCUACCAUCGUUCCUCCAGCACUUCACCCAAACAAAGAAGCUGGUCUGAUAGGAAGCAGCACAGCUCAAACCAGUGUGAAGCAGUACCAGCCUAUCCAGUCAAACCAGUACCAAAUGCAAGCUAAGAUUUCAGCAAAGACCAGCAGCAACAACGAGGGGUUUGCAAAGCCAUUGCUUCCGUCUCAGCAGUUGUUCCGGCCUGCAGCAAGAGUCCCAGCUGAUUUAAGUCAGGGGAACAUGGUAAAUCUACAUGGUGCGAUAGGCCAGAACAAUCUUGAGGAUUUAAGGAAGGGAGCGGGAAAUGUGGAUAUUUCAGAUCUUGACCUCCAGCUGGAGAACAACAGCUUGCCGGCGGGCCUCAUGGUCGACGGGCGUUUCUCUCAGCGAUUUAGCAUGAAACCCAAAUUUUCUGGUUUCCCUAAACAGGCAGACAAAAAAACAGGACUCCUGCAGAAUCCAUUUCAGGGGCUGGGCAGUUUGUAUGCAGGACAAAUGAGACACAACGGAGCGAUUUCAAACUCAGCCACAGCGACACCAUCACAACUUUUCCCAUUUCUGUACCAGAUGGGUGAUCCCAGAAAAAACACUUGCCACCCGAUUCAGUCGCAGUCCCAGUUGCCCUACUGCUCUGUGCCCUUCAUCGACAUGAAUGAACGUCUGCCGGAUGGAGAUAUUUCACCCUUCAGCCCCUAUCUACAAGAAUGUAUUGGGCUAAGCCAAGCAUCCAGAGAUGGGUCGUUCUCCGGGUUUCUGUCAGACAUGACUUUACCUAAGUUUGGCAAGGCGUUCGGAAGCCCCAGCAGUCAGCUGCACUUUUACCUGGAAGAAUGUUACGAGCAGUGGAGGAUGCUGGAGAAAGAGAGAAAGCAAGCAGAAGCUGUUCUUUCUAAGACUUAUCCAGGAAAACGCCUGUCUGUGGUGACCAGUAGUGUUUUACCCAAAAUACCUCCAAACCCUACCAGACUGGACCGCCUCAUUGUAGACCAGCUACGUGAACAGGCCAGGGUGACAGGUUUGCUAGGCAAGAUGGAACAGUUGCGCAGUUCUCCGCUUCAUGCUAAUAUUGGCUCAACAUUGGACAGGCAUCUGGAGGUCAUCUACGUCACUCAGGCACGCCGCAAGGACGAAUUCAUCAAUGCCAGCAGCAGACAGAGGCAGCCAGCGGCCUUCUUUAGAGAGGACAGGGAGAUACUUCUGUUGGCAUCUGCAGUAAAUGACCUGUGCAGCAGCACCAGGAAGGCCCGGACCGCUCUUUGGUGUGCACUGCAAAUGACUUUGCCCAAAACAAACAGUUACCCAGAGGAGAGAGACGAGAUGGGUACCUGCUCAGGCCAAGACAGUCCUGAACAAAGCAGCUUGGAGUGAGCACUGAUUACCCUGUGAUCACUUUCUGGCAGGUUUACAGUUUUUUUUUGUGUUUGUGUUUUUUGACACAAAGCAACAUUGAUCUAACCUGUCCAAAAAGGCAAAAGAAGUGAUUGCAUUUUAAGAAGAAUUAAUGAGUUAAGUUAUUUCACUAUAGCGAUAUGUUAGGCUCAGUUGUGGGCAGCAAAUGGAACUCAGUUCAUUAAUAUUUAUCAGUCUUCUGUGAAAACCACCAAUCAGAUUAUCAAAUUCUCCAAAACACAUGGAAUUAUGGCAGUAAGAUCAGUACUGAGCUAUUUUGUCCAAGGAGAACUGCCAGUGAAAAAACGUUUUGAGAGAGUAUGAAAGAAUGAUUUAAGAGAUGAAAUGAGAAGAGCGACUUUUAACUGGCUAGUGGUGAUAAUGGUACAGAAUGUUUGGCAAGAGUAAGAUUUGUGGCUUUGGAGGAUAAUGGGGUAUUUUUACCCCAUUGACCUAGAAAUGUAUAAAUAGUUACACAAGAAGCAAAAAAAUAUUUGUGUUAAAGAUUUUUUUGACAGUUUAAUUAGUGUCUCUUACAGCCAAUUCAAAAGCUAAUUUUAGGUCCAGUGAUACACACAUUCAGGCAAAAAACAAUAUUUAUGAUCAUCAGGACGUGUUCCAGUUGUCCUUUUAUUUUAUUUAUUUAUAUGCAUCUUUGGCAUCAGCACGGUUUUUAGUAGCCUCACUGCAAAUCUUUCCCAAAUCUGUUUUUGUUUUUCUCAAUUCUCAGUGUUUCAUCUCUAUCUUUCAAUGUAUAUGUCAUCAAAUUGUCUGUGAUGUAAGGAUACUGAAUAGCUGAGAGUAACAACUCACGGACUGAAAUGAUGUCAACAACAGGUUACUAGAAAAUGCUACAGGCUGAUAGUUCAUAUGACGUGUACUCGUACUUGCCUUU